AUGGAUCCGAACAGACCUACAGAUGAUCCAGUUACAAAAAAGCCUUCUGCGCCUUCCUCUAGCACAUCGACGACAUCUCAUACUACUAUAUCUUCCGUGAGCACCACGACUACGGCGACCACGACCGCGCCCACGACCGGAGGCCCUCCUGGCCUAAGCCAAUCCGGUAUACCCGAUAACUGCAACAAAUGGCACCUAGUUACAAGCUCCGAAGAGAAUUGUGCUACCGUUGCCGCAAAAUACGACAUAAGCCUGGAGCAGUUUUAUGAUUUGAAUCCCGCUGUUUCACAUGACUGUGUAGACGGGUUCUGGAAGGAUGAAGCAUAUUGUAAGGUAUAUGCGUACAUACCUGCGUCGGAUCUAUUCCUAGGAGCUGUUUUGCAGGCAGUAAUAGGUCGGCAACGGGCCGGCUCGGGUAAACAGUUAACCUGGCUGCCCAGCCUAGAGGAAUUUUACGUCCUCUGUGAAGUCACUAGGUAUUUUGAGGAAAGCUCUAAGUUACCGAAUGACGAUAUCUUCGAUCUAUCACUGAAUUUAGGGGAUAUAUGGCCUAUCCUCUAUCUGAAAGGUCUACAUACAGUUCGUCUGUAUAACUUCGAUCCGGACGGGUUCAGCCAGCUGUUCCACCACAAAAUGUAUAGCGGUAAGUCUGAGUGCCGUAUCGAGUACCUUCAUAUUGCCACGAAAAGAAUGUCUAUCUGCAGAGCAGAAGAUAUAACAGCGCUACUUACUUUACCGGUAGCAUUAAGAAGUAUUUCUUUUUCUUGGAAUAACGACAAGGUCAAGACUAAGGAAAAGAUCAACGGCAAGAGGCGCAAUGUCUGGCAGAUAUCCAACAAUCAAUUCUGGGCUGCUAUCCUAAAAUAUAAAGGGACAUUAGAAUAUCUAGAUAUCUUUCAUGACUUUCCACCAGAACUAGAAUCACGCAAACGUCGACAAACGGAUUACUUUGGCCCCCUCACCGAAUUUGCGAAAUUACGCUAUCUUUCUAUUAAGGCGAAGAUGCUAAUCGGCGGCUGUGUCAAGGGCUCAGUGGCUUCAUUUCGACUGAAGGAAACACUACCAGCCACAAUUGAAACCUUGGUUUUAGCUACGGAAGAUACCGUAGAGAACAUUCAUGACCUUUUACUCCAGGUAAAGGAGAUGGUAUCGCAAUUCCCUCAUCUGACAACCCUUGAGUUCACGGAAACCUGGGCCAUAAGUGGCUGUACUACCUUUACCCAAGGAGCAACUCCGGCUAUAUACCAGCCGCUCAAAGAAGCGUGCUAUCAUAACGGUGUCCGAUUCAGUACUGAAGGAAUCUACAAGCUCACAGUCCAAUUACAAAACUGCCCUUUCCCUUUGGAUGCCGGUUUCCAGUACGAAGAAAUGUGCGAAAGAGCUACCCGCAAAGCUGCAGGACUCCGGGAAACGCCAUCGCCAUUACCUGAACUACGGAGUUGGGGCUUUCGAACAAUUGAGACACACGUCCUCCCAUUCCAGGAUCACGGCGGAAAUACAGCCUUCAUGACCUUUGAGAGUGAGAAAGACAUUCUAUUUCCCCCUCUGUUCAAUCUUAAUAUCUAUUUUACUCAUUCCGAGGGCCCAUUGGCUCAAACCGAUGACAUGAAAGAGGAUCUCCGAGCAAUGCACGCGCGGAUUAGGGCUAACGGUUUCGAUGACGACUACUAUCGACUCGAUAUCUACUUUCUGCCAAACGCCAGUAGUAAGGAUUGUAUUGCGCAUUAUGAAGCCGAGAAAGCGACUCGCGAAGAUUCCAUGGGCCUGCGUCUUGAGGCAGAGAUCAGACUCGACACAAAUUUCCUACUACCGACUAUCCCGCGACUGCCGGGCAUGGUCAAGCGCAUGCGCUAUAUCAGAUAUGGAACGGGCUUUGAGCUUGGGCAGGGCUUUGAUAAGGAAUGGUAUAAUAUUAUCCGUAGUACGAAUAUAGGCUUGGGCGAGCAGUUCUGGGGGUUUGCUCGUCAGGAGCGGGAUAAGACUCUUGCUAUUUACCAGAGUGUUACGGAGAAGGGGUGA
Molecule: messenger RNA, 2019 nt
Organism: Aspergillus affinis
Lineage: Eukaryota; Fungi; Ascomycota; Eurotiomycetes; Eurotiales; Aspergillaceae
Product: LysM peptidoglycan-binding domain-containing protein
Exons: 6
Coding region: 1-2019 (672 amino acids)
Source: RefSeq, a predicted model, not a curated record